CAUUACGAGAUCUUACAGAUCAAAACCGACGCGACGCCGGCGCAGAUCCGCGGGGCGUACAGAGCCGCCGCGCGCGCGCAUCACCCGGACAAGGGCGGCGACGCGAGCGCGUUCGCGAAAGUCCAGCUCGCGUUCGAGACGCUGUCGGACCCGAAGCGACGCGAGACGUACGAC
This is a messenger RNA of Micromonas pusilla CCMP1545, 174 nucleotides long. RefSeq lists its product as uncharacterized. The transcript has a single exon. The annotation marks the transcript as partial. Lineage: Eukaryota; Viridiplantae; Chlorophyta; Mamiellophyceae; Mamiellales; Mamiellaceae. The record is from RefSeq and is a predicted model, not a curated record.